UUAAAUGAGAUGAAUACUACCCAAGCGCGGAGGAGAGACGCAAGCCAUGUGAUGUGGAUGGUGGUGUUUUGGACGGGGAUUUCUCUGCGUCAUGGCGUUGACGGCCGGCAGUGAAAAAUGGAGUGAAGGACAUGCAAGCACGAAGUUUACAGUGGCCACGAGGAAGAAAGACGUUUGGCAGUUUGCAUGUGAAAAGGAAACGGAGGCUUACUAGGGAUUGGAUGCCCACCACAUCCUUGUCCUCCUCCUCGGCCACUGCUUCUGCUGAUUACUGUUUCCAUUGAUGGCCACCUACUGUUUUUGUACCACAUGCCGCCAUCGGUUUCCUCCCUGUUCUACUUCUGCCUCAUCAUUUUGCCCUGCAGAGUUCCCAAAACGCAUCACGCUGGCUGUGCUGGUUGUGGAGUUUCUUUCCCCGGUUCUACAUUUCUGGAUAAUCAAGGAGGUCUGUUCCCCUUCCCUUGUCUCGAUCUGCCUCUGUUCGUGUUGGAUGCCUAUGGGAGUCGUUUUAGGUAUUAACAGAGACUGGUGAAAGGAUACCAUAUAUCCUCAGAGCACCUUUAAAGUAAAGAAUGAAUACAACUAAGGUGAAGCGUCGAGUGGGCAAAUAUGAGCUAGGACGUACUAUCGGGGAAGGAACCUUUGCAAAGGUUAAAUUUGCAAGGAACAUUGAGACUGGGGAACCUGUUGCCAUCAAGAUUCUUGACAAGGAGAAGGUGCUCAAGCACAAGCUAGUAGAACAGAUCAAGCGGGAGAUUGCCACUAUGAAGUUAAUAAAGCAUCCCCAUGUUGUUCGCAUCUAUGAGGUGAUGGGUAGCAAAACAAAGAUCUUCAUUGUACUUGAAUUUGUCACAGGGGGAGAGCUCUUAGACAAAAUAGUAAACCAUGGCCGGAUGAGGGAGGAUGAAGCACGAAGAUAUUUCCAACAACUAAUUAAUGCUGUGGACUAUUGCCAUAGCAGGGGAGUUUACCACCGUGAUCUGAAGCCAGAAAACUUACUCCUUGAUGCUUACGGGAACCUGAAAGUUUCUGAUUUUGGCUUAAGUGCUCUAUCUCGGCAAGUCAGGGAUGAUGGCUUGCUUCAUACUGCCUGUGGUACUCCAAAUUAUGUUGCUCCAGAGGUUCUCAAUGAUAGAGGUUAUGAUGGAGCAACUGCAGAUUUAUGGUCAUGUGGAGUCAUCCUAUUUGUACUGUUAGCAGGAUACUUGCCUUUUGAGGAUUCUAAUCUUAUGACCUUGUACAACAAAAUUUCAGCUGCUGAGUUUACAUGCCCAUCUUGGCUUUCUUUUGAUGCCAUGAAAUUAUUGUCCAGAAUACUGGAUCCAAAUCCAGUGACACGUAUAACUAUUCCAGAGAUAUUGAAGGAUGACUGGUUCAAGAAAGGCUACAAGCCCCCUGUGUUUGAGGAAAAAUAUGAUGCAAAUUUGGAUGAUGUGGAUGCCGUUUUCAAAGACUCAGAAGAACAUCAUGUGAAGGAGAAUGAAGAACAACCAACAUCAAUGAAUGCCUUUGAACUGAUAUCGAUGUCAAAGGGCCUUGAUCUUGGCAAUUUGUUUGACGUAGAACAGGAAUUCAAAAGGGAAACAAGAUUUACAGCAACAUGUCCAGCCAAUGAAAUUAUCAGCAAGAUUGAAGAAGCUGCAAAACCACUUGGAUUUGAUGUUCAGAAAAAGAAUUACAAGAUGAAGCUGGAAAACAUAAAAGCUGGGAGGAAAGGGAAUCUCAAAGUCGCAACUGAGAUUUUUCAAGUGGCACCCUCUCUUCAUAUGGUAGAGGUGCGAAAAGCAAAAGGAGACACUUUGGAAUUCCAUAAGUUCUAUAAGAAUCUCUCUAACAGCCUCAAGGAAGUUGUUUGGACAUCCGAGGAGGAAGCGCAAGACCAAGCUGCUUAGAAACAGAAACUGCAUUAAAACACCAGUAUAUUCUGUUCACCGCCCUUCUCUCUCUCUCUCUCUCUCUCUCUCUCUCUCUCUCUCUCUCUUCAGGUGGUUUACAACCUAAUCCUGAAUGUUAGCAUGUUUUCCCUCUGUAAUUCUUUCAUUGCCUUAAGUCUACUGUGAUUGUCAAUGUUGAGGAUGGACUCCGUUUCUUCAUUUCUUUGGAAGGUGUGUUGUCCUGCUUAUUGUCAGAGGAAAGCAAGGACUUCUGCUGUUGGUAUUGUACUCUAUAUAUCUCAUAUAAAAACCAAAGCACUUCUUUCUACAACCA
This is a messenger RNA of Musa acuminata AAA Group (dessert banana), 2208 nucleotides long. RefSeq names its product CBL-interacting protein kinase 32. The record is from RefSeq and is a predicted model, not a curated record. The transcript is spliced from 15 exons. Gene Ontology annotation, molecular function: protein serine/threonine kinase activity; ATP binding. Gene Ontology annotation, biological process: protein phosphorylation; signal transduction. The coding region runs from base 573 to 1892 and encodes 439 amino acids. NCBI's taxonomy places the organism in Eukaryota, Viridiplantae, Streptophyta, Magnoliopsida, Zingiberales, Musaceae.